AUGGGCAAUCCGACUUUCGUUUUGAUCCCGGGAGCAUGGCACACUCCAACAGCCUACGAGCCUGUGAAAUCCAUUCUUGAGGGUGACGGGUUCGAAUGUGCCACCGUUUCUCUGCCGUCAGUCGGAUGUAAGCCAGUGACAUAUGACUUCUCCGAAGAUGUCGAAGCAGUCCGCAACACUGUCCUGAAAUUGGUAGAUGGAGGCAAAGAAGUGGUUGUAGUAAUGCACUCAUACAGCGGAAUGUGUGGGUCUGAAGCUUUGAAAAGCUUGUCAAAAGAUGAGAGAGUAGCUCAAGGAUUAAGUGGUGGUGUAGUAAGACUCGUUUACAUUAUGGCGAUGAUACUACCGGAAGGAUCUGAGCCAGCACCCAGAGGCACUACCGACAACAUGCACCCAUUUAUGGUAGCUGAUCUCGAGGCUGGCAUCGUGACCGUUUCUCCAGAAGACGCACUGAAGGUGUUUUAUAAUGACUUUCCGUCUGCACAGGCUCAGGAGUUCGCUUCUCAAAUCGAACCUCAAAGUAUUGGAGUUUUCUACAGCAAGAUCACAUAUGCACCUUGGAGAGCAAUCCCUACAACUUACGUGCUUUGCGAGAAUGAUCAGUCUUUCACGAUGGCCUAUGCGGAUUAUUUGUUGAGUGUCGCAAAGUCCACAGAUGAUCAUAAGAUUGACACUUUAGAAAGGUGUGAUGCUGGUCAUUUUGUUAUGGUGAGUAAACCAGAGUGGCUUGCUGAUGUAUUGAAACGCGCAGCGGGUGCAUACAUGUGA
Molecule: messenger RNA, 768 nt
Organism: Glarea lozoyensis ATCC 20868
Lineage: Eukaryota; Fungi; Ascomycota; Leotiomycetes; Helotiales; Helotiaceae
Product: alpha/beta-Hydrolase
Exons: 3
Coding region: 1-768 (255 amino acids)
Source: RefSeq, a predicted model, not a curated record